Messenger RNA from Diachasma alloeum, 2917 nucleotides. It is a transcript of the gene noi, whose product is annotated as splicing factor 3A subunit 3. Gene Ontology annotation, cellular component: spliceosomal complex; nucleus. Gene Ontology annotation, molecular function: RNA binding; zinc ion binding. The transcript is spliced from 2 exons. The record is from RefSeq and is a predicted model, not a curated record. Lineage: Eukaryota; Metazoa; Arthropoda; Insecta; Hymenoptera; Braconidae. Gene Ontology annotation, biological process: mRNA splicing, via spliceosome. Bases 137 to 1639 code for a protein of 500 amino acids.
UAGACAUUCCACACGCAUUGUUCCUCUCUGCUGAUUUAGUUGGUGGUGUGGGAACGAAUAUUCGUUCAGUAAACCUUGUUUAUUUUGUCGUGUUUUAUACUGCUCCAACAAUUAAUAAACGUUGGAAUAAUUGAAAAUGGAGACGCUAUUAGAGCAACAGCGUCGUUAUCACGAAGAGCGGGAGAGACUGAUGGACGCGAUGGUUAAGGAACUGCUCCACAAGAAGCCUGGACAUCGGGAGAGUAUCAAUUCGGAGCAUCGGUUGAAGAUGCUGCUGGAUCAGUUUAUGGACAGCACAGGACAAUUGCAGGAGUUGUAUGAGGAUAAAGAUGGACAGCGCAAGGAAGAGGUCCAAGCUCUGUCUGGUCCCAACGAAUUCUCCGAGUUCUACACACGUCUGAAGUCCAUAAAAGAGUUCUAUCGUCGUCACCCGAACGAAAUAAGUGUUCCAAUGUCCGUGGAAUUCGAGGAGCUAGCAAAAAUGCGUGAGAAUCCAACGGAGGAGCUCUCAAACCUCGUGGAAUUCACCGACGAGGAGGGUUACGGUAAAUACCUGGACCUCCACGAGUGCUACGAGAAGUACGUCAACCUCAAGGGAAUCGAGAAGAUUGACUACAUAACAUACUUAUCGACUUUCGAUCACCUGUUCGAUAUUCCCAGAGAGCGCAAGAACGCAGAAUAUCGUCGUUAUGUUGAGGCACUGCUGGAGUAUCUAGCUGAGUACAUAGGCCGAGUUAAACCUAUUCAUGACAUACACGCAGAUUUGGUAGAGUGUCAGAAGGAUUUUGAGGUGCAGUGGGAGAACUGCACAUUCCCAGGGUGGCCCAAGGAGACUGGCAGUGCGCUGGCCAAUGUUGGAGCUCACCUGGAGCUCUCUGGCUUCUCCUCUUGGGAGGAACUUGCCUCUCUAGGUCUCGACCGUUUGAAAUCAGCUCUGAUGGCGUUGGGACUGAAAUGUGGAGGGACUCUGGAGGAAAGAGCCCAGAGACUAUGGAAAACCAAGAAUGGCGCACAGCUCGAUCCCAAUUCUCUAGUCAAGAACAGAAAUAAGAAGGCUAGAAAGGGAAAGGACAAUGAGAAGCAGAAGGAAAUUGCACGACUGGAGGCACAAGUUUAUAAACUGGCGGAGUUGGUAUCGAAUCAGCGAGUUGCUACCAAAGAAAAUGUCCAGAGGAAGCAGGCUAGGACUGAAGGGGAGCGAGGAGAUUCAGAUGCUGAGGCCAGUGCCAGUGAGUCGGAGGAAGAGGAUGAUAAUGAAGUCCCAUACAACCCCAAGAAUUUACCCUUGGGAUGGGAUGGAAAGCCGAUUCCCUAUUGGCUUUAUAAAUUGCAUGGACUCAACAUCAGUUAUAAUUGCGAGAUCUGUGGUAAUUUCACGUACAAAGGUCCUAAGGCGUUCCAGAGGCAUUUCGCUGAGUGGCGACAUGCUCAUGGCAUGCGUUGUUUGGGCAUCCCGAACACAGCACAUUUUGCUAAUGUGACGCAGAUUGAGGAUGCACUUGCUUUGUGGGAGAAGUUGAAGGCGCAGAAGCAGGCUGAGAGGUGGCAGCCUGAGCAGGAGGAGGAGUUUGAAGAUUCCCUCGGAAAUGUUGUCAAUAGGAAGACUUAUGAGGAUCUCAAACGACAGGGACUACUUUGAAUUUAUUUAUCAGGUUGUAUUAUGUGGAAUAAUAAAUAUUGGAAUUUUGUGUAGCUUUGAUAGGGAAAAUCAAUUUUUACUACGUAAAAUAUUAAAUAUAUUUGUUUUUAAGGUAACCACUAAGAGGAACGAUUCAUUGUCAAUGGAUUAUGUAUUAGAGAAAAUUAUUUGCACGACUCAUAUAGAGAAAAACAAUUUUCUAGCUUCCAGAACAACGUUACUGAUUUUGAGACACUCAUGGUUCUAUGGGGCAUUCUAGAAAGAAUAAUAAACUGGUUACUUUCAGAGCAAAAAUCUUGAAAUACAGUACCAAAAAAUAAGUGAGAAAAGUUUUUUCUGUUUCGUAUAUUCUGUGUUUAUUACAGAUCGGAUGCUAGAUUCUUUGGAGUUUUCUACUUGUCUGUGUUUAGAUGUUUGAGACCUGGGCCUACCCCCUCAGAUUCAGUUUUUAUGCGAUUUAUACAUAUUAUUUUUCAUCAUUAUUUAUUCAUUUAUCCAUUGAAAGGGAGUUAAUGUCCGCUUUUAUUAUGUUUAGAUUUGAGAAAAAAAUGAGAAGUUAUCUUUAAAAAUUGUCACGAUGAACAAUUCACGUUGUAAGGUUUAUGAAAUUCGGUGCAUCUAACAGUGAAAUCGGUUCCAUUUUCCAAGUAUGAUGAUGCAAGCUUUUGUGAAAAAAGUCCACCAAUUUUCAUAUCAAUUCUCUAUUAGAAGAUUGUUGAAACAUUUUCCGUUAGCAAUCUAUUUCGCCAAGCUUAUGCUGAACUUUCAAGGUCUGCGUGGGCUUUUCAAGAUUAAUUUUCACAUUUCAAAGUUUAUGAAGCUUAACAAAUAUAGUGAAUAAAUUACACAUACAUGUAUAAUAAAAAAAAAAUUAAUAUUCAUUUUUUAUUCAUAAUCUAAGAUAAAAUAUUAUAUAAAAUAUUCCUAAGUCUAGCAUAUCCUUGGCGAAAUAGAUUGCUGACCAAAAAUAUUUCACCUAUUUUUUAAUGGGGGAUAUAAAUAUUUCUAUGAAUGAAAAAUGCUGAAACUUGUGUUGACACCCUAUUCGUAGCUUUCUUCACUGUAUAGGGCAAUAGGGCUAUAUAGGGCAAUCUUCAGUGAAAUUUAGCUAUUCGUGUUGGAUUCCAUGAUAAUCAUCAAAUCCAAUAUUUGUAGAGAUGGCUAUUGAAAAUCGUAUAAUUUUUCUACUGAUUUAUGGAUGUAUCAGCCAUGUGUUUCCUCAAUCGUCCAAUUUGUAACGGCCAGCAAAAGAAUAAAAACCCAAAUGAUUAUUUUUUA